AUGAGUGAAGAUGAAGAUUCAAAAAUUGUUCAAAUAAUGGGUUUAGACUUUAAUAACUAUGUUGCAAAAGACGCAAGAUUAACAAUUGGUAUAAGCGUUGUCGCCAUUAUUUUAGAAAUUGCCUCUGCAAUCUUAUUAUUUAAGACAAAACCUGAAAUAAUGCUUGAGCGCAGAGCCAAAAUAUAUUCAUCCAUGGCGUGGAUCUUUGCUUCGGACUUUAUUUGGACAUUUUGCCUUGCAGUUAUGGGAGCAGUUCAAAUGUUCAUGGAAAUUGUGGCGGUCAGCUAUUGUUUUGUUCCUUUGCUUGCAUAUAUCCUAUACAUAUCAAUUACAAUGGGUUUAUUUGGCAGACCUUUUGUUCAUCAAUAUAUUCUUAUUGUGAUUUACGUAUAUGCAAUUUUAUUCUCUCUAUUCAUCUUCUAUACAACAUCCCCACUUGGAAAACUCUAUCCGAUUAUCGGUUCCACUAAUAGUCAGAAACUACAUCAGUCAUCAUAUUUCCAAAAGUAUGCUCCAUUAAGUUUAGCCGUUAAUGUUAUUCAAAUAUGGUUUUCAGUCCAGUUGUGUUUCGUUUUCAAGCGUUCAAAGCCAAAAAUACCUCAUGUCCUUGUUACGUUAUCAGAUAUCUUACUGGUUUUCUCAUUUGUUGCUGUUUUAGUAUAUUCUGUUUUCUUCCCAUGCUACAUUGCUGGUGUUUGGGAGCUUAUUGUUUUCUUAGCAUGCUUCUUUUCACUCAAUGCAUCUCGCAAAUUCUUCUUCAGACUACUUUCUGUCAUUCACAAUGUUCUUUUCAGUGCAAUAUACGUAACAUGUUUGAAUUUAUUCUAUUCUGCAGAAAAAGCAGAGAAAAGUGUACCAGAUUUAUUUGUAAAAGUUUUACAACCGAUCGGUUUUUAUCACUUUUACAAGAAAGGCGUUGAAGCAGAAAGCAAAAACAGGGAGUUCAUGUUUGUUCUCCUUGGUUUCCUUUUGACAUCAAUUUUAGCUCAAAUCGGUAGAGUUGUUCACUUCAAACCUCCAAAGCACCAUGAAAAUGAAGAAGGUGUUGAGUUGAAUGACAUCAUUGAUGAGCCAAAAAAGAAGAAAAAGAAAGAGCCAGGAGUUGUUUUGAAGUUCAUCAUCAGAAUUGCAACAAUUAUCAAGAAUAUUGUUGUAUUUAUCUUCAAGAAUUUAUCAGUUGGAGCCGUCGUUGUUUUAGGUAUCACAUACGGAUAUCAAGAAAAUCAGUAUUGUUUCAAUGGUAUUUGUGCAUUAAUUCUUAUCACUAAUGUUCUUGGUUUAUUCCAUUGCCCAAUCUUUUAUUUCAUUAUGUUCCUUACAGGAUUAAUCAUUAUCACAGCCACUGUCUUCGAAACAAUGCCAGAAGAAUAUAUUAAAAAUGACGAAGUUUGGCAAUUUUUGGUGAAAACAGGAUUGAAAAGGGGUAAAACAGAAGCAGAAUUACCCAUUUAUUUGUGGCCUUACAUUGCUAUGGUAUUCUUAUGUGUCUUAAUCACUCAUAUGGGCAAAGUUAAAGUUAUCUAUCCGUCGACAGUUGUCAUGUUCAUUUUUUGGGCUUUAGCUUUACUUCACCUUGCCUAUUUAUAUGUUUUUGGACCAAAUAUUUUCUCGGUCGUUUAUGUAAUCACUGGUAUUUUCAUCUUUUAUUCAAAAGUUCUUAACAAAGUCCUUCUUACAAAAAUUGCCAUCAUUGUUUCUGGUAUCUCUGUUUCAUUGCACUUGACAAUGCUCAUGUUCUCAGAGUUCGCCAACACAAGAGACUUUUUGAUGUCAAUCAAAUUUAAAAUUGGAAAAGAUGAAGAUAAACUCACUAUGAAAGAUAUAAUUGAUCUUACAACACCUCAAACGCCAGGAUGGGAAGCUGCUAUGCUUGCAGUUACGAUGUUCUGUAUCUCAUUGACAUAUAUGAAUACAAAUCCUCUACAGAAGAAACCAAGUAUUUGGAUUCAAGGAAUUCGUGAGGAAUUCAAAGCUGUUUUAAGAUCACUAUUCUUCUAUAUUUCAUGGCUUUUGAUGUUCUUCUUCUCUAUUUCAAAUUCAUAUCCAACAGUUAUCAAAUGUGUUAUCUCAAUCUUCUUCCUUUUGGGUUUAAAAAUGGCAAGGUUCUUUAACAAACUUGUUGGAAUAUUGCUCUAUUCAAAUACAAUUUAUAUAGUUAUUGAGGUGUUUUUGUCAGUUUUUCCAAAAUUGACAGCAAGAACAGAAGGGCAAACUUACGCUCAAUAUGAGCCGAUACGAAAAUGGUGUGAAUACAUUGGCCUCUACUUUGUUGAUGGUGAUAAAGGACAGGGAGAUAGAAACUACUCAAUGACAUGGCAACUUUUGUUUAUUCUUGUAAUCAUUGUCAAUAUGAUUGCAGAACAUCCAGAACCAACUGAUCCAAAAUUUGACAAUUCAUUGGGAAUGAGAGUAUACAGGGCAUUCUACAUGAUGUUGCACAACUGGUUACCUGUAUUUGUGAACAUUUCAUUGUGUGUUUCAACACUUUACAAUCCAACAGUUUUUGGUUUCUUUUCAUUGUUAGUUUUGAUCAUUGUUCAGUUUAAGCCAAAAGUUCUCCAAAGAGGUGCUGUUUGGAUCUCGGUUCUUUUCAAUUUCUGUUCCUCUUCCAGUACGUUAUAUGGCUUGGCCCUCCAACUCGUUACUAUUUCAUCAGUGAAAAGCUUGAAAACGAAUGGGGAGAUUUCUUGUCAUUGA
Messenger RNA from Trichomonas vaginalis G3, 2697 nucleotides. RefSeq names its product Piezo-type mechanosensitive ion channel component family. NCBI's taxonomy places the organism in Eukaryota, Parabasalia, Trichomonadida, Trichomonadidae. Bases 1 to 2697 code for a protein of 898 amino acids. The record is from RefSeq and is a predicted model, not a curated record. The transcript has a single exon.